AGAGAACAAUUCCAAUAUAAAUUCUCUGGUUCUCUUAAAAAAAAAAAGAUUGAACUCGACCGACUAUAUAAAAUUCAUAUCCAAAAUCUCCAUUUUUUGUUGUUGUUUUUGUUACUAAUCGGUAGAACAGAGAUUCCCUGUUCGAAUUUCGGCGGCGCGUGUUUAAAAAUCCCCCAAUUUCGCAUCUCCUUAACAAAAUCGAAUUCAACUCAAAAAAAAAAACAAAAACCCUCUGUUUUUUUUGUUGGGUUUUCGAUUUUUAGCAAGGAUUUUGCAUGUGCUCGUUGAAAGUGGCGAAUCCGCGAGGAAUUGGAAGUGACUUGGCACAAUUUCCAAGUGGCGGCGCCGGAGAUGGCGACGGCGACAGCGGUGGCGACGACCCUCAUAGACUAUUCUACAGUCAACACGAUGACGGCGAUUAUUACUCCGCUGUCGGCGAGGUAUCGACGAUUGUGUCCACGUUAACUAACGUCAUGUCAGGACAGGGAGCUGGCGAGUGGAGCUAUGGCGGCAGCCAGGGUUUUGCGGCGGGAUUUGUUUCUUCUUCUUCUUCGUCGUCGUCGGCGUCGGCGUCGGCGUCGGCAUCGACUUCUUCUCCUCUGUCGGCGUACUCGUCGGGUUCUGAACGGAGCUAUGCUUCGGCGAUGAGUUAUUGGGUUGGUCAGAAACGAAUGCGUGAAGAAGAAAGUGUUCAAGUGAAAGAAGAAAUUUCAAUUCCAAAUCCAAACACGGUGGCUUCAAAUCCCGCCGCCGUUUUAGCGUUUCCGGUGAGCUCCAACGAGGCGGUGGCUGCCACCGGCGAGAGAAGACGGAGAUACAGAGGAGUACGUCAGCGGCCAUGGGGGAAAUGGGCGGCGGAGAUUCGCGAUCCACAUAAGGCAGCAAGGGUCUGGCUCGGCACCUUCGAUACGGCGGAGGCUGCCGCCCGAGCCUACGACGAAGCUGCCCUUAGAUUCAGAGGAAACAGAGCAAAACUCAAUUUCCCUGAACAUGUCAGAUUAAUUCCUCCGACGCAAGACAUUUCGGCCACCGCUUCAUCUGCCGGUCCCCUGUUUACUCCGCCGCAGGCAGCGGCGUUUCAGACCCAAAAUUACCGGGAUUAUAUUGAAUACUCCAAUUUGCUUCAAAACUCCGGUGAAUUCCUUGGCCAACCUUCGAGUUUAGUACAGCAAAUGUUUUAUAAUCCGCAGUUGACUCCAUUUCCAUCCUCGUCCUCUCCAGUGCCGGCGCCAGCGCCGUCAGUGUCAUCUGUUUCAAAUUCUGUUUUUUUCCCUCCGCCGCCGCAACAGCAGCAAAUGGGGUUCUUCCGGCAGCCGCCGCAAAACCAAAACCAAGGUGGCUCCAAUUACUUUCCGGCUACGUCGUGGAAUGAUCCCGGCGGCCAGUACCCUCCUCCGUCGUCCGGUUGAUUAUACGAUUAUCCCCCCUUUUCAGAAGUAAAAUAAAAGCAUUUUGGUUUUGGAUUUAUUUUUGCUCAAUAGUUAAAUCAUUC
Cucurbita maxima (winter squash) is the source of this 1492-nucleotide messenger RNA. Its product is annotated as ethylene-responsive transcription factor ABR1-like. Gene Ontology annotation, molecular function: DNA-binding transcription factor activity; DNA binding. Lineage: Eukaryota; Viridiplantae; Streptophyta; Magnoliopsida; Cucurbitales; Cucurbitaceae. The transcript has 2 exons. The record is from RefSeq and is a predicted model, not a curated record. Gene Ontology annotation, biological process: regulation of DNA-templated transcription; ethylene-activated signaling pathway. Bases 276 to 1409 code for a protein of 377 amino acids.